This is a messenger RNA of Scheffersomyces amazonensis, 3478 nucleotides long. It is a transcript of the gene ATG9, whose product is annotated as autophagy protein. Gene Ontology annotation, cellular component: phagophore assembly site; autophagosome. Gene Ontology annotation, biological process: autophagy of mitochondrion; nucleophagy; protein localization to phagophore assembly site. The coding region runs from base 200 to 3313 and encodes 1037 amino acids. The transcript has a single exon. The record is from RefSeq and is a predicted model, not a curated record. Lineage: Eukaryota; Fungi; Ascomycota; Pichiomycetes; Serinales; Debaryomycetaceae.
CUGAUAAACACGCUCCUUUUGUGGCCCGCAUUUCGCAAGCCAGUCCGGGCUGUAUGCAGGCCACACCAAUCCAGAUAACCAGAUUGAGAAAGGUUAAGCUGGAGGUAUAGAGCCGCUGAUAUUGAUAUUACAUAAUACACAGAGCAUUAAGAUCAAAUAGAACAGCUCGAAGAGGCAUAUAAAAUAUAGUUAAUGACUAAUGUCCAGUUUUAAUAAUCGUAAUCCGUUUGAUCAGUAUAGAGCUGGCACAUCAUCGACAUCCAAGUCCAAUGGCAAUAGUACCUAUAAUAAUAACUUGUAUGAUAAUGAAGGAACUACCGAUAGUAAUAAUGAGACAUUUCUCUCGAGAAUCUUUGGAUUGAACUCUAUCUAUAAUCAGUUGAAUGAGAAUUAUGAAUAUUACGAUCCUCAAUUCGAUAGUGAGUAUAGUCAACAGAACCAAGUGGCGAUGAGUAUGAUAAAUCAAGAUCAACACCUGGAUGAUGAACAUAUGGGGAUGAUAGAAGAAGAGGAUGAGGAGGAUGAACUCUUACGACCUCAAACUACCACCAGCACCAAUAAUAACAUUACCAAUAUCGACAUAGAGAAUAAUCCAUUAACAUCUUCAUUUCAUAAGAAUAGUCUAUUGAAUUCAGACAAUGAGUCAGUUCUGGACUUAUAUUCAUCACGGUCAGCAUCUCCUGAACCAACUUUGGCAGUCCAAAAGGUUCCAGACAUUGAAGUUGAGGAUAAUUAUACCAAUAGAAAAGUUCAAUCUCCAACUAUACCUACUACAAAUGGAGAUGUCAAACCGGUAUCGAAGAAGCUCAGUUUCAAUAUAUCCAAGCCCAAUAACCUCUUUCGAUUCAAUAACAAUAAGGCUGAAUUGCCCUUAUAUAAUGAAUACACUCCCAACAUCAAACCUCCACCAACUAGAACUCAACAGCAAUUCCGGAAACCCGCUAAAAAUGAACCACAAACUGAAAUAUCUAACAAUUAUCAACGGUCAAGUACGGCGUCUCCUCGAUUUAUAAUUCCUCCUAAAGAACGAGCUCUUUGGCUUUGGGCCAAUAUCAUCAAUAUGGAUGAUUUCUUGAAUGAUAUGUACUAUUAUUAUCGAGGUAAAGGUCUAUUGAAUAUUGUAUUAUCUAAGCUUGUGGAUUUAGCAAUACUUGUAUUCAUACUAUUUUUCACAGUCUUUUUAAAAUGGGGGAUAAGGUAUAGUUAUUUCUUUAGUCAUUUCAAUGAUCGAUUACCCCAUUUAACUCUUGGAGAUCUCAUAAUCGAGAAUUUCUUUUGGUCAAAUGUCCCAUUUAUAAUUAAAUUCUUUCUUUUAGGAUUUACUGGCUAUAUCAUACUCCGAUUGGUUCAAUUAUAUUUCGAUUACAAGAAUAAAUUAAAGGGGAUCCAGACAUUUUACAAAUAUUUAAUUAAUAUAAAGAAUGAUGAUGAAUUAAUGACUAUUAGUUGGAAAACUAUUGUUGAAAGAUUAAUGCUUUUAAAGGAUUAUAAUAGUUUAACAUCGACUAGUAAUAAUAAUAUGAAUGGAUCUCAACAUUUUAUUAAUGAUUUAAAUUCCAAAGUUCGAUUAAAUGCUCAUGAUAUAGCCAAUAGAAUCAUGAGAAAGGAGAAUUAUAUGAUUGCAUUAAUUAAUAAAGAUGUCCUUGAUUUAUCAGUGGAUUUUAAAGUGUUUGGUUAUCAAUUAAUUACUAAUAAAUCCGUACUUACUAAAACUUUAGAAUGGAAUUUAAAACUUUGUAUUAAUGAUUUUAUAUUCAAUAAUGAAGGACAAGUUAAUCUGAAGAUUUUAAAGGAUUCUAAUAGAAAUCAAUUGGCUAAAGAAUUAACAUCAAGAAUUAAACGGGCAGCUAUUAUUAAUGUCAUUCUAUGUCCAUUCAUGGUUAUUUAUUUUGUAUUAUUAUAUUUCUUUCGAUACUUUAAUGAGUAUAAAUCAAAUCCUUCAUCUAUUGUUGGAUUAAGAGAGUAUACUCCAUAUGCUGAAUGGAAAUUACGAGAAUUUAAUGAAUUAUCUCACUUUUUCAAUAGAAGAUUACAAUUAUCUAUGGGUCCAGCCAAUACUUAUAUUAAUCAAUUUCCUCGAGGAUUUCUAAUUAUAAAUGUAUUGAAUUUAAUUAAUUUUAUUCUGGGUUCAAUCUUAGCGGUAUUAGUUAUAAUGGGAUUAUUAUUAGAAGAUGAUAAUCGAAGUUUCUGGACAUUUGAAAUCACCGAGGGUAAAUCUGCUUUAUUCUAUAUAAGUUUAUUUGGUACAUUAUUUGCUAUAACUCUGACAUCUAAUAAUCAAUCCAAUAAUAAUAGUACUAAUGAAUUAAAUACGUUUGUUUAUGAUCCAGAGGCCAGUUUAAGAUACGUAUCACAAUUCACUCAUUAUUUACCCACCAGUUGGAGGAAAAGAUUACAUACUAUUGAAGUUAAGAAUGAGUUUUGUGAUUUAUUCAGUUUAAAGAUUGUCAUUAUCUUGAAUGAAAUUCUUAGUGUUAUUUUAACUCCAUUCUUAUUAUGGUUUAAAGUACUGAAUAGUUCAGGAGCUAUCAUAGAUUUCUUUAGAGAAUAUAGUGUUCAUGUAGAUGGAUUAGGAUAUGUUUGUUCGUUUGCUAUGUUUAAUUUUGAAGAGAAGGAUAAGAAUAUGAUGGUUGAUUUGAAUAAUAAGAAGAAAGUUCACAGGGCCAGAAGAAGAAAGAUUGCCAAGACAAGUACUAAGAAAUCACCUAUAACUUCUACUGGAGGUGAAGUAGAAUUAAACAAUAUUAUUAAAUCUAAAAAGAAAGUUAAGGGAAGCCCAAAUUCUGACUAUGAAAAUGAUACUUUUGAUGAAACUGACGAUGAAGACGAUUAUAAUGAUAUGAAUGUUGAUUAUAACCAGAAUGAGAAAAUGUUUAAAUCAUACAUGUACUUUUUAGAAAGUUACGGUGGAGCUAAUCCCAAUGCAUCUGGUAAAUCUGGUUCAAACCAGACAGUCAAUGGUAGUGCUAUGCCCCCCAAUGUCCAUUCACAAGCUCAGCCUAUACCAACUAAUAAUAGGAGCCAUAAUAUAGCUAACAAUAACAAUAACAUUAAUGUUAAUGUUAACUCCAAUAACCCAACCAACCGGUCCAUAAUGAACCAAUCCAUAAAUGAACCAUCUCCAUCAAUGCUAAUCCAAUCGACUAUGUCUACUCAAACAGGAUUAUCUGGUCAUGGAGAUCACAGUUUAGCCGAGUUUUAUAAUGUCAAUUAUAAAUUCGAUGAAGAAGAGAAUGCUAAGGAAUCCAAGAAUGAUAGAGGAGGUUUCUUAGGGAUAAUCAAUCAGGUAUAUAAACAAGAUUUUGAUCGUUAAGUAUUAAAUAUACAUAUACAUAGGGUAAAUAAAGUAAUACUACUAGUAGUUGUUAGUUGUUGUAUAUGUAGUAGUGUGUAUGUAUGUAAUAGUUAACGCCGCACGCCGCACGCCGCACGAUGCUGUAUCCGAUAAUUUUUUUUUAUUCUUAAUAUAAUUUUUUUU